UAUUCAGUGGGGUGAGCCUGUCAUCCCCUCCCCUUGGCUUCCCAGACACUGACUCUGGAAUGAAAAUUCACCUGCCUCUGAGUUGGCUACUUGUGGGGGAAGGGGUGUUAGUUGGGCUCCCAGGUUGGAAGAUUAUCUCACCCAACCCAAGCUAUAUAAGCCAACCGGUGUGGAGGGGCUCAGCAGGGCCAGCCCCAGAAACUCAUUGCCCAGGAGGAAAACAGACAUUCUCCAGCCAACAUGAUGGUCCUGAAGGUAGAAGAUCUGGUCACAGGGAAGAAGAACAGCAAUGGGGAGACAGAAUUCCUCCCUGAGGACUUCAGAGAUGGAGAGUAUGAAGCUGCUGUAACCUUAGAGAAGCAAGAGGAUCUGAAGACACUUCCAACCCACUCUUUGAGUGUGGGGGAGCAACAGUGGAAAAGGGAGAAGGAACGAGAGGCAGAGCUCAAAAAGAAAAAACUAGAACAGAGGUCAAAGCUUGAAAAUCUAGAAGACCUUGAACUAAUCAUUCAACUGAAGAAAAGGAAAAAAUACAGGAAAACAAAAGUUCCGGUUGUGAAAGAGACAGAACCGGAAAUCAUCACAGAGCCUGUGGAUGUGCCUAGGUUUCUGAAGGCUGCUCUGGAGAAUAAACUGUCCGUGGUAGAAAAAUUCUUGUCCGACAAGAACGAUCCAGAUGUCUGUGAUGAGUAUAAACGGACAGCUCUUCAUAGAGCAUGCCUGGAAGGACAUUUGGCAAUUGUGGAGAAGUUAAUGGAAGCUGGAGCCCAGAUUGAAUUCCGCGAUAUGCUGGAGUCCACCGCCAUCCACUGGGCAAGCCGGGGAGGAAAUCUGGAUGUUUUAAAAUUAUUGCUGAACAAAGGAGCAAAAAUCAGCGCCAGAGAUAAGUUGCUCAGCACUGCGCUGCACGUGGCGGUGAGGACCGGCCACUACGAGUGCGCGGAGCACCUCAUCGCCUGCGAGGCGGACCUCAACGCCAAAGACAGAGAGGGAGACACGCCCCUGCAUGACGCUGUGAGACUGAAUCGUUACAAGAUGAUCAGACUCCUCAUUAUGUAUGGCGCCGACCUCAGUAUCAAGAACUGUGCUGGGAAGACCCCGAUGGAUCUUGUGCUGCACUGGCAGAAUGGAACCAAAGCAAUAUUCGACAGCCUCAAGGAGAACUCCUACAAAGCUUCUCGCAUAGCUACAUUCUAAGGAAAUGACGGAGUCUUCCAGCAGUAGCUGUUCACUGGUACUUCGAAGGCACAGCCCCAAAGAAGAGCGCUUAGCCACAAAAGCCAGCUUCCGUUUCUCAAACUGUUGUGAAGAUGUAUCUCAUGAAGAUUCAAGAAAGCACAGGGCUUAUAGGUAUUUCCAUUUUCUUUAGUGACGCACACUCCAUUUUUAUUUAUUCCUAUUUAUUAACUUGGGAAAGGCUGAUAUUCAGACCUCUGUGAGCAUCUAUCUGGUGAGCAAAGCUUAAUUUGCAUGGAACACUUUCAGGACCUUCCCAUAGAUGAUUCUUAAACCACGGGAAUGAGCAGUGCUCUAAGUGUCCACUCCACUCACGUAAGCUAGUUCGAGACCGAGGUGAUUCUAAAAGACAGAGGUGAUUCUUGCAGCCCUCUUUCCUCCUGAAUUUUUAUUGCUGAAGUUUGAAUGAAACAGUGGCAGGUAUGGGGAAGUAGGAAAGGAGACAACAGAAAGUGAUUCUGUGACAAGGACACAGGCCCAUUUACCCCGGGCCAGAUUUUGUUUGUGAAGUUGGGAAGGGUACCAAGGUGGGGAGACGUCAGGGGUA
Molecule: messenger RNA, 1783 nt
Organism: Tupaia belangeri chinensis (Chinese tree shrew)
Lineage: Eukaryota; Metazoa; Chordata; Mammalia; Scandentia; Tupaiidae
Gene: ANKRD1
Product: ankyrin repeat domain 1
Exons: 9
Coding region: 241-1197 (318 amino acids)
Biological process (GO): regulation of transcription by RNA polymerase II
Cellular component (GO): nucleus
Molecular function (GO): RNA polymerase II-specific DNA-binding transcription factor binding
Source: RefSeq, a predicted model, not a curated record